This is a messenger RNA of Haliotis rubra (blacklip abalone), 1376 nucleotides long. Its product is annotated as calbindin-32-like. Gene Ontology annotation, molecular function: calcium ion binding. NCBI's taxonomy places the organism in Eukaryota, Metazoa, Mollusca, Gastropoda, Lepetellida, Haliotidae. The transcript is spliced from 11 exons. The record is from RefSeq and is a predicted model, not a curated record. Gene Ontology annotation, cellular component: nucleus; terminal bouton; synapse. Gene Ontology annotation, biological process: regulation of long-term synaptic potentiation; regulation of presynaptic cytosolic calcium ion concentration. Bases 89 to 1024 code for a protein of 311 amino acids.
GUGCGCAUGCUCAUCACAGGUAUCGCCCUGCCCGUGCUGAGAAGUUGACUUGGAGCUGCAGGAGUCGACGCUGAUACCCCCUCAGAAGAUGGCGUGCAAACAAACACAUGCCGCGAAACCUUCAGCAAACUUCCUACGUCAGUUUAGGGAUUUAAAAACAAGGGAUCUGAAACAAAUAUCAGCCACUCAGUUCAUGGAUGUGUGGAACCAUUACGACAAUGACGGUAACGGCUUUAUCGAAGGUACGGAGCUGGAUCAGUUCCUUUUCGAGCUUGUGACUAGCGUCAACUCCCAGGAUGUCGGUCCAGAGGUGGUGUCCCAGGCUGCCUUGGACGAUGCAAAGGACCUCAUGCUCAACGCCUUUGAUGAAAAUGGAGACGGCAAAAUUGACAUCACUGAGUUAGCCCAGAUUCUGCCGAUGGAGGAGAAUUUUCUGUUGUUAUUUCGGCAUGAACAUCCUUUAGAAUCCAGCGUAGAGUUCAUGAAGAUCUGGCGCCAGUAUGACACUGACCACAGCGGCUACAUUGAGGCAGACGAACUCAAGAAUUUUCUUUACGACCUACUCAAGCAGUCCAAAAAGGAAAGAGAAGUUUCUGAAGAACAGCUCAUCACAUACGCUGAUACGAUGCUUCAGAUGUUUGACCGGAACAAAGAUGGGAAGCUACAACUGAGUGAAAUGGCAAAACUUCUACCAGUGAAAGAAAACUUCCUUUGUAGACCGAUUUUCAAAAGUGCCUCUACACUGACAAAGGAAGACGUGGAGCAGGUGUUCGCCUUAUACGACAGGGACCAUAAUGAAACGAUCGAGAAUGAUGAACUGCAUGGGUUCCUGAAGGAUUUGAUGGAACUGGUUCAAGAAGAUUACGACGCGGAUGAUUUGGCUGACUUGAAAGACUUACUGCUAUUCUCCUGUGAAAACAAGGAGGGCAAAAUUAACAAGGAGGAGCUGACAGUUGUUCUGAUGAACAGACAAGAAGAGUGCCGUAAAGGACUUGCGGCAUCCAUAAGCCAGGAUCCCAACUGACAAGCAGAUCUACCAUGGCCUUCAUUAUGACAGCUCUUCCAUGCAACAUGCACCUGUUUAUAACCCUGGUUCAGUGUGACAGCUGUAGGUGAACUGUGUCCGUGCUGUACGUUUGACCUAUAGUCAGCUGUGAGGACUGAACCACUUACUCGGAUAAUUGUGCCUACCUUUACACACUGCUACAUGGCGUGGGUUUUUCUUCACGAAUUCCUCCCAUACUGAACUUCUUUCAAUUAAAACACAGUAUGUGCUGCUUCAAGCGUGUGACUCUUUGGGUGAUGUGCAUAUAUUUUAUUUGCUUUCCAACAAACCAUACAGUUCUUAAAUGUUGAAUAAAUUGAUAUGAAAAGAA